Messenger RNA from Cryptomeria japonica (Japanese cedar), 2659 nucleotides. RefSeq names its product transcription factor VOZ1. Gene Ontology annotation, biological process: regulation of DNA-templated transcription; positive regulation of long-day photoperiodism, flowering. Bases 875 to 2341 code for a protein of 488 amino acids. The transcript has 5 exons. NCBI's taxonomy places the organism in Eukaryota, Viridiplantae, Streptophyta, Pinopsida, Cupressales, Cupressaceae. The record is from RefSeq and is a predicted model, not a curated record.
AAUGGCGGGUAAUUAGGCUUCUGCAAAUUUCCUCUACUUAGGUUGGAUGCUUUUUAUCUAUCGAAUACCAAAACCUACUAGAAAAAAGCUAGUGGGAAUUCAAAGGGGACUGACUAGGUGAAGAGAAUCAUGAAUAAUUCAAUCUUUUCUCCCGAGAGCUGGCCUUCAAAACGUUGCCUAUGGCUAUUGUGCUCUUCUCUGAUUCUCUUUCUACACAGCACGGAAAUACUCGUACAAAAAUGACGAUAUACGCAGUACAUCUGUACGUAGUUGAACCGCCAAACCUUUCCAGCGCAUCCUGCCGUCUUUAUUAUCCUGAUUCCGGGGGCUCUCUGUCUUGCAAUUCGAUCUGUUCCGGACCAGAAAACUCAUCUUACGCUUUUUUCGAGGGGCUGAAUUUGUCCUGAAAUAGAAGGCGAUCGGAACCUCUGGAAGUUCUAAGGAGGAAAGGCGUCAAAAAUGGGGCAGGAAGAGGCUAAUUUGAGGGAGCAUUGCAUAGAUUCCAAUGGAAGGGCACAAAGAAGGACAGGAGUUCAACAUCUAAAGAUAUAACUCAGUUGCUUUUGAGAAUUUGUAAAAUUUGCAUAUAUCCUGAACCCAGUUGACUCAAAAGAGAGUAGACCUUGGAGUUUAUGUUCUGUGGUAUUUGAAGUCCUUGUAAAAAUAAGGAACAAAAUUUGGUGAUUGUGGGCAAUUUAGUUCAAUAAGGGAUUCUGAAGGUUGUGAUGUACGAUGCAUUGUUUCAGUAAGAUAUUUUUGGGAGGUGAGAGCGAAGUCUUGUAAUUGUAGGCAAGUGAGAUCAACAAGGGAUUGUGAAGAUUGUGGUUUACGACCCAUUAUUUGAUUAUCUUAGAAAGUUACAGAUUUCAAAGUAAUGGGGAAGAGAACAAAGACUGUUGCAAAGUCUGCAGCUCAUCAGUUGCUCAAAACAAAGGCGAAGAAUAGGGUUGAUGACUUGCAAGGGAUGUUUACUGAACUGCAAAAUGCCAGGAAGGAUAGCCGAGCCAGUGAUGUUGCAGUUUUGGAGGAGCAGGUUCAUCAGUUGUUGCGGGAAUGGAAGACCGAGCUACAUGAGGAGUCACCUACUACAUCUCUGCUGGCCGCAAGCCUAGGUUCCUCAGUAUUGUCUUCUGAUAUGCGGCGUCUGUUGCAACUUAAUGAAGAGGAAGAUGAUGCAACCAGUGUUCUUGCAUCACCAGACAGUCCUAAGCUUCGGCUUGAUGAAACAAACCUUGAAGUUGCUAAUCCUACCAGUUUCCAGGAGGACUUCAUUGUGGAAGAUAUGAAUACACAGGAACAACCCACUGACAACAUCAACGGGCAUGAAAAUAUUCUUUCAGAAUCAAUAACGCCAAUUGUUGAUGAGGGUUUAGAUGCAGCAGCCGAGAUGGACAAUGGUUUACUUGAUCUACACCAGGUUUUUAGUCAUAACCUGUGCCUCCCCUUUGACCUAGAUUUUCUGGAAGAAACUGUACCUGAAUAUCAAGGUCCGCGCCUAGGAAUUUGUCCUCCUCCUGCAGCUUUCUUAGGCCCCAAAUGUGCACUUUGGGAUUGUCCUAGACCUGCCCAAGGAUCAGAAUGGUGCCAAGAUUAUUGCAGUGAUUUUCAUGGAAGCCUAGCCUUGAGUGAAGGUCCUCAAGGCAUGUCUCCUGUUUUACGGCCUGGAGGAAUUGAACUCAAGGAUGGCCCACUCUUCGCUGCACUUGGUGCUAAAACUCUAGGAAAAGCUGUUGGAAUUCCUGAAUGUGAAGGUGCAGCCACAGCAAAAUCUCCCUGGAAUGCACCAGAGCUCUUUGACUUGUUUGUCCUUCAAGGUGAAGUUAUAAGGGAGUGGUUAUUUUUUGAUAAACCACGAAGGGCUUUUGAAAGUGGGAACAGAAAGCAGCGAUCAUUGCCAGAUUAUUGUGGUCGUGGUUGGCAUGAGUCAAGAAAGCAAAUUAUGAAGGAUUUUGGUGGUCUUAAGAGGUCCUAUUACAUGGAUCCUCAACCAUCAAAUCAGUUUGAAUGGCACCUCUAUGAAUAUGAAAUGAAUAACUGUGAUGCCUGUGCCUUGUAUAGGUUAGAGUUGAAGCAGGUUGAUUCUAAGAAAAACGCCAAGGGAAAGCUCAUGGCAGACUCUGUUGUUGACCUGCAACAUAAAAUAGGUAGACUAUCUGCAGAAUUAUCUGGUGAGACAAAAGGAAAUGUGAAAGGACGAAUGAAACUAACACAGAAGAAUAGUAGCAAAUAUGCUCUUCCUACUCCUGAUCAGGUUGCGCCUGUAACUAACAAUUUUGUCUAUGGGCCAGGUGUCCAGUAUGGUUACUUCGUAGAAGAAACAGAUGGAUAUUAUAGAACUUAACAAUGAUUUGAAGCAGAUCAGUUAUUCCACAGCAGUUGAUAGUAUUAGUAGCAGCUAUUCGGUCUAUAAUAUAAUUUUGACUUGUUGGUAGAUCUAGAACGGGAUCCUGUAUAUAUUAAUUCUGUUUUAUCAAUCCAAAAGCAUAUGUUUUAAAUGCUAUUUGGAGUUAUGAGAUUACAGCUACCUGUGAAGGAUGUGAUAAUAAAUGUUGGUAUCUUCUAAAAAAGUUAAAACAAUUGCAUCUUAUUAACUGACUGAAGGAUGUUAUGUACAUAUUUCAGAGUAAAUACCAUGUUGGCAAGGUUUAUUGCUUGGAAA